CAGCAGAGGGCGCAGCGCCCAGGCUUGUCUGUCCCGCUGGGUGGGAGGGGGAGCCCUCCAUCCCUCCAUCUCUCCCCCCUUCUUUUCCCGGGAUAUCUCCACCCCCACCCCCUCCGCGUCUCUUCUUCAGUGCUCAGAUCCGGACGGCGCUGCGGCCAGGUCGCCGGAGUCGCGGUGCGGGCGCUGCCUGGGGGGGCGGCAGAGCUCGGGCGGCGGCGGCGGGCGCGUUGGUUGGCCUGGAAAGGAAGACUCGCGUCUCCCUGAACAGCCGACUCUGGGAGAAGCGGGAAAACAACAACAGCGACGACCCCCCAACGCCUGGCGGCGGCCCCCGAGAACACCCCAGGCGAGCCCGCCGCGGCCGUGCACCACGCAGCGGGGCGGCGGCGGGAAGAAAGCGCAGCCGGCGGCUUUUCAUGGACAAACGGCUUCUCCCGCGUCCUGGCCGGCAGCCACAAAGCGGCUUCUGAGCGGACCGCAGGGACCGCCUGAGCAGCCCGAGUCCCCGAGAGCCGGGGCUAGCCGGGGAGACAAGGCGCCCCUUUGUGUGCCUGGAGGGAGGCGGGACCCGGACCUUCUGCUGGGCUGCGCUGGCAGGACGAGGAGGGGGUCCGGAGCGGAGGACGGCGCCUCCCGGCAUGGCCCGCGCCUUGGAGCUCUUCCCUCAGCUGGCCGCUCUGGGCGCCGCGGCGUUCUUGGUGGCCUUCCCCCCACUCCUUCGGAUGCCCGGGGCCGCAGGUGCAAUGGAAGUUCCUCACACCAACGAGCCUCUGGGGCAGCUCGAUGGACCUGACAGCCCCCUUCCCACACCGACAGGUUACUUUCUGAACUUCCUGGAGCCCGUGAACAACAUCACCAUCGUCCAGGGCCAGACAGCCAUCCUCUACUGCAAAGUGGCCGGAAACCCCUCCCCCAACAUCAGGUGGCUCAAGAACGACGCCCCGGUGGUCCAGGAGCCGCGCAGGAUCAUCAUCCGCAAAACGGACUACGGCUCUCGCUUACGGAUACAGGAUCUGGACACCACCGACACCGGCUACUACCAGUGUGUGGCCACCAACGGUGUCAAGACCAUCACCGCCACUGGAGUCCUGUUCGUGAGGCUCGGUCCAACCCACAGCCCGAAUCAUAAUUUUCAGGACGAUUACCACGAAGACGGCUUUUGUCAGCCCUACAGGGGGAUUGCCUGUGCGCGGUUCAUCGGGAACCGGACGAUUUUUGUGGAUUCCCUGCAGAUGCAAGGAGAAAUGGAAAACCGAAUUACAGCUGCAUUCACCAUGAUUGGCACUUCCACUCAUUUAUCUGAUCAGUGUUCCCAGUUUGCCAUCCCAUCUUUCUGCCACUUUGUAUUUCCGCUGUGUGACGAGUGGUCCAGGACUCCCAAGCGUAGGGAGCUGUGCCGAGAUGAAUGUGAGGUGCUGGAGAAUGAUCUGUGCCGGCAGGAAUAUAACAUUGCCCGCUCGAAUCCCCUCAUCCUCAUGCAGUUCCAGCUGCCCAAGUGUGAGGACUUGCCACUACCUGAAAGUAUCGAGGCUGCCAACUGCAUGAGGAUCGGCAUCCCCGUGGAGCGGCUCAACCGAUAUCACCAGUGCUACAACGGCUCCGGCUCGGACUACAGAGGGACCGUCAGCAGCACGCAGUCAGGCCAUCCGUGCCAAGCGUGGAGCGCGCAGUCCCCGCACAGUCACCCUCUGUCCAGCGUGGACUUCCCCGAGAUCGCCGGGGGCCACGCCUACUGCCGCAACCCUGGAGGCCAGAUGGAGGCUCCCUGGUGCUUUACGCGGAAUCAAAACGUACGCAUGGAACUGUGUGACAUUCCUUCCUGUAGUCCCCAGGACAGCAGCAAAAUGGGAAUCCUCUACAUCCUGGUCCCUAGCAUUGCAAUCCCAUUAGUCAUCGCGUGCUUGUUCUUCCUGGUCUGUAUGUGCAGAAAUAAACAGAAAGCAUCUGGUGCCACCCCUCAGCGACGCCAGCUAAUGGCGUCCCCAAGCCAGGACAUGGAAAUGCCACUUAUUAAUCAGCACAAACAGGCCAAACUCAAGGAGAUCAACCUGUCCUCGAUCAGGUUCAUGGAGGAGCUAGGAGAAGACAGAUUUGGGAAAGUCUACAAGGGCCACCUCUUUGGCACCACACCAGGGGAGCAGACACAAAUCAUAGCCAUUAAAACACUUAAAGACAAAGCAGAAGUACCUCUCCGAGAAGAAUUUAAACAUGAAGCCAUGAUGAGAUCGAGGUUGCAACAUCCAAAUAUUGUCUGUCUGUUGGGAAUCAUGACCAAAGAACACCCUGUCAGCAUGAUUUUUGGUUAUUGUUCCCAUAGCGACCUGCAUGAAUUCUUGGUUAUGAGAUCUCCCCAUUCAGACGUGGGAAGCACUGAUGAUGAAAAGACAGUUAAAUCCACAUUAGAACCAGCAGACUUUUUUCAUAUCGUAGUACAAGUAGCUGCGGGCAUGGAGUACCUUUCUAGCCACCAUGUCGUCCAUAAGGACUUGGCGACCAGAAACAUACUUGUGUUUGAUAAGCUCAGCGUAAAAAUAUCAGACUUGGGUCUUUUUAGGGAAGUGUAUUCUGCCGAUUACUACAAACUGAUAGGAAACUCUCCCCUCCCCAUCCGUUGGAUGUCCCCUGAGGCAAUUAUGUAUGGCAAAUUUUCCAUUGAUUCUGACAUAUGGUCCUACGGAGUGGUGUUGUGGGAGAUCUUCAGCUAUGGCCUACAGCCAUAUUGUGGAUAUUCUAACCAGGAUGUUAUUGAGAUGAUAAGGAAUCGGCAGAUUUUGCCCUGUCCCGAUGACUGUCCUCCUUGGGUCUAUACAUUGAUGAUAGAGUGUUGGAAUGAAUUUCCCAACAGAAGACCAAGAUUUAAAGACAUACAUAAUAGACUGAGGACAUGGGGGAAUAUUUCUAAUUACAAUAGUUCAGCCCAGACAUCUGGGGCAAGCAAUACCACACAGACAAGUUCUCUUAGCACAAGCCCAGUGAGCAAUGUCAGCAAUGCUAGAUACAUUGGACCCAAGCAGAAAACUCAGUCUUUCCCUCAGCCCCAGUUCAUUCCAGUGAAAGGGCAAAUAAGACCUAUGGUCCCCCCUCCUCAGCUCUAUAUACCGGUGAAUGGUUAUCAGCCAAUGCCAGCUUAUGGUGCUUAUUUGCCAAAUUUUUACCCAGUCCAAAUUCCAAUGCAAAUGGCCCCUCAACAGAUGCCUUCCCAGAUGAUCCCCAAGCCGGGAUCCCACCACAGUGGCAGCGGCUCUACAAGUACAGGCUAUGUAACAACAGCCCCCUCUAACACCUCUGUAGCUGACAGGGCAGCCCUUCUUUCAGAGGGAACCGAUGAUGCUCUCAAUACAGUGGAAGACAUAGCUCAGAAUCCUGUCCAGGAAGAAGAGGAAGAAGGCUCUGUUCCUGAAACAGAGUUACUAGGUGACAAUGACACCCAUCUGCAGGUGGAUGAAGCAGAAGUUCUCUCAGAAGCUUAGGGAAAGGAGGCGGCCUCUUCAUUUGGUUUCAGCCUGUUUAUGGGGCCAUUUUUAAAACUGACCCUACAAGGACUGUACGAUCAAUGAUUUGAUCAGACAGUUUGGCCGUCAUUGACAAAACAGAAUGCAAAUACUAGAUGCAGCAGUAAUGCUAUUCCCGAGGUGCUGAUGAGAUUAUUGCAGACUUGAUAAUACAGAACUGCUGUUUUACUUCUGUCAAUCCUCCUUGAGAGAGGCUGCUCUGAGAGAUAAGAUACUGUUGCUGUGCAACAUGUUGCAGAAUAGCCUUGCACAUUACGUCUAUCGUGGUCUGUGAUUGUAUUUUUAAUCCAUAGUUUCCAACCUGGACAGGGAGAGGAGAGCAUUGCUCUGAGAACACUGAAGGGAGGUAUAACCAGGAUAAACAAUUUAGUGUACUUUAUUCUUUUCCCUCAUAUGAUUUUUUUUAAAGCCAUAGACAUUUCUUUCUAAUAAAAAAACAACCUUAAAGAUUCUUUAUCUCUUUGGAUCAGAAUGGCUCAACACUCUGAGGAAACAGUUAAAGAAGCAGAGAGCACUGUUCCCAGUGAGUGAUGUGCCAGAAGUUUCCAAAUAAGGUCGGAGCAUCCAAGCUUUUUCCCCUUGGCUGCAUUACUCUUUUCUCCCUCCAGUGACUUCACAACUCCAAAAACAAGAAUGGGAUACAUACUGUGUGCUGCAAACCUAACCUUUGCAGCUCUGUGUUUGUUAUCAAAUAUGAAAGAAGUUUAUGAAAAGAAGCCUUCUUAACAUAUUUAAAUUGGUGCCUUAAAACAUGUAUUUGAACAAUCAAAUUAUUUUAAUGAUUCUGCAUGUCUAUCUUCCCACUUUUCUUUACUUUAAGGGAAAGUGGCUCUUGAUUUUGGAAUGUCCAAAAGAUAUUAUACAGAAUGCAGUUUUACUUAAGAUAAAUCAUGUACAGAACUUCAAAUGUAAUUUAUAUUUUAUUACAUUUUAUAUACCGUUUCACUGAAGUAUUUUCAUCCUAAAUAAUGAUUUUGUAAUUUAACUCUUUUAAUUGUCCAUUUGAGGAUGCAAUUUUAUUGUAUUUUAUAGUGUUCAUUUUUAUAAAAUUUGGAAAUAAGGUCCAUUCAUUUCAUGAAUAAUUCUAUUAAGACACAUACACACUACAUUGUGUCUCGUACACAUCAUAGUCAUAACGUGUAAAUCCACUAUCUGUUGGAUACAAUAAAUUCACAGAGAAAAUGUGAUUGAUUAAUUUAUCUGGAGGACUCUUGUUUUUUAUGGUGGCAAUAAAAUGUUGGAAAUGA
Monodelphis domestica (gray short-tailed opossum) is the source of this 4759-nucleotide messenger RNA. RefSeq names its product ROR family WNT receptor 2 (gene ROR2). The record is from RefSeq and is a predicted model, not a curated record. Gene Ontology annotation, molecular function: ATP binding; Wnt-protein binding; transmembrane receptor protein tyrosine kinase activity. Lineage: Eukaryota; Metazoa; Chordata; Mammalia; Didelphimorphia; Didelphidae. Gene Ontology annotation, cellular component: plasma membrane; signaling receptor complex. Gene Ontology annotation, biological process: protein phosphorylation; cell surface receptor protein tyrosine kinase signaling pathway; multicellular organism development.